AAUCCAGGCUCUCCCUGCUCUCGAUGCCCGCAGUCGGCGCCCGGAGCAGGAAGCAUGUGCGCGGGCUGGGAGCUGAGCUCUGCGGCGGGCGGCUCGCUGCUGCUGACCGCCGCGCUGCUGGCGGUGAGCUGCGCGCUGGGUCUGCGCUUGGGCCGCGGGCGGGGGGCGGCGGACCGCGGAGCGCUCGCCUGGCUGUGCUUCGACGCCCUGGUGCACUUCGCUCUGGAAGGCCCUUUUGUCUACUUGUCUUUGGUAGGAAACAUCACAGAUUCUGAUGCCUUGAUUGCUUCAUUGUGGAAGGAAUAUGGCAAAGCUGAUGCGAGGUGGCUGACUUCUGAUCCCACCAUUGUGGCUUUGGAAAUUCUGACUGUUGUCCUCGAUGGCUCUCUGGCACUGGUCCUCAUUUAUGCCAUCGUCAAAGAGAAAUAUUAUCGGCAUUUCGUACAGAUUACCCUGUGCGUGUGUGAACUGUAUGGCGGGUGGAUGACCUUCUGCCCAGACUGGCUGGGAAGUCCCAACCUCAGCACCAACAACUGGCUCUACUUUUGGGUCUAUCUGGUAUUUUUCAAUGGUGUGUGGGUUCUGAUCCCAGGCCUGUUACUGUGGCAGUCGUGGGUAGAACUCAAGGACGUGCAUUGCAAAGGAUCCAAUGCAGGCAAAAAAUUUCAGUGAAUUUUCAAAAUUGUAAAUGUUAUUAUUUUGCUUUAUGAGCCAGAAUGAAUCAACCUUCUUGUUGGGCCAAAAUAUAAUACAUUCCUUUACAUUGUCAUUUUUGAACAGCCUAAUGGAUUUCAGUGGAUUCCAUUUCAAAUGGAUUGUAAGGUGGCGAGUUUUUGUUGUUGUUGUCUCCAAUUAAAUGGCAAGAUAGGGAACAGAGAAGAAAUUUUAACUUGUAAUAAUAACACUUUGAGUUAUACAUUUUUGUGGCUGACACUAAUUGUUCUACAUUAAUAAAGCCAAUUAUCAUGAAAUACUA
This is a messenger RNA of Phacochoerus africanus (Common warthog), 976 nucleotides long. It is a transcript of the gene EBPL, whose product is annotated as EBP like. The record is from RefSeq and is a predicted model, not a curated record. Gene Ontology annotation, molecular function: cholestenol delta-isomerase activity. Gene Ontology annotation, biological process: sterol metabolic process. NCBI's taxonomy places the organism in Eukaryota, Metazoa, Chordata, Mammalia, Artiodactyla, Suidae. Gene Ontology annotation, cellular component: membrane; endoplasmic reticulum.